This is a messenger RNA of Ostreobium quekettii, 776 nucleotides long. NCBI's taxonomy places the organism in Eukaryota, Viridiplantae, Chlorophyta, Ulvophyceae, Bryopsidales, Ostreobiaceae. The record is from the annotation of a GenBank genome assembly.
AUGGGCGCCCAACCGAGGGGACGGUGUGAGGUUUGGCGAGCCCGAUGGGCGCUGAUCCUUUCGUGCAUCCUGGCCGCUCGCGCGUGCCUCUGUCGCGAGGUGAAUGUCUUCAGGGCGGGGGCGGUGCUCACCGAGAGGGGCCAGGGGCACACGGACGAGAUGCAGGAGGCCAGGGAGGGCUACGAGCUCUUCGUGCAGCGGGCGAGCUUGUUGAAUAACGGAAAGGGCUUCCGUGUGAGGGGGCGCGAUGGGGCGGAGCUGUUUUUCAAGUUUCGGUUCGUGUCGAAGGACGACGGCGGGGACGCGAGGCGCCACGAGUUGGAGCUCAUGGACCUGCUGCACGGCGACGAGGCCGUUCACUUUGUCUUCGGAUCGCACCCCGAAUUCGCCGAGAGCGAAACAAGAAUAUGCCAGAACGCAAGCCGCUUGAACUACCACUGUUGUGUGGGGCCCGAUGAAAUCUACAGCCAGGGAUUCGAGUAUGUCUUUGGCAUACCAGCCAGCAACACAAGGUACACUCAACUGGCACUGCGACGCAUGGCCCUAAGGAACCUGCAGAAAGUGGCAAUCAUAUAUCGAGAGGACAACCCAUUCACAAGAACGACAUGUGAGGCUGCAAUUGACUUUGCCACCGACCCCACCAAGUCAUAUUCAGGGGCGUUCAAGCUGAGCAUCACAGAGGUUUACAACAGGACAAAGAUUCGGGAGCAGAGGGAGGAGAUUUCAGGGGUUCCGCUACAUGUUGGGGAGGCGCUGGACCUUGAGGCCCACUUCAG